This is a messenger RNA of Lepidothrix coronata (blue-crowned manakin), 775 nucleotides long. It is a transcript of the gene GUCA1A, whose product is annotated as guanylate cyclase activator 1A. Gene Ontology annotation, cellular component: cone photoreceptor outer segment; photoreceptor inner segment. The coding region runs from base 1 to 597 and encodes 198 amino acids. Gene Ontology annotation, molecular function: calcium ion binding; calcium sensitive guanylate cyclase activator activity. The record is from RefSeq and is a predicted model, not a curated record. Gene Ontology annotation, biological process: visual perception; positive regulation of guanylate cyclase activity. NCBI's taxonomy places the organism in Eukaryota, Metazoa, Chordata, Aves, Passeriformes, Pipridae. The transcript is spliced from 4 exons.
AUGGGGAACAUGGACGGGAAAACCGUGGAGGAGCUCAGCACCACCGAGUGCCACCAGUGGUAUAAGAAGUUCAUGACAGAGUGUCCUUCUGGCCAGCUCACCCUCUACGAGUUCAAACAGUUUUUUGGCUUGAAAAACCUGAGUCCUUCAGCGAACAAAUACGUUGAGCAAAUGUUUGAGACGUUUGACUUCAACAAGGAUGGCUACAUCGAUUUUAUGGAAUAUGUGGCAGCUCUGAGCCUGGUCCUGAAAGGGAAGGUGGACCAGAAGCUUCGGUGGUACUUCAAGCUCUAUGAUGUGGACGGGAACGGCUGCAUUGACCGGGGAGAGCUGCUGAACAUCAUCAAAGCCAUCCGAGCCAUCAACCGCUGCAACGAAACGAUGUCGGCUGAGGAGUUCACAGACAUGGUGUUCGACAAAAUCGAUAUAAAUGGAGAUGGUGAGCUGUCCCUGGAAGAGUUCAUGGAGGGCGUGCAGAAGGAUGAAAUGCUGCUGGACAUCCUCACCCGCAGCCUGGACCUGACACACAUCGUCCGGUUGAUCCAGAACGACGGGAAGAACCCGCACGAGCUGGAGGAGGCGGCGGCUGACAAGUAACCCCCUGGGACGCUCUCCCUGCGCCUCCACUUUUCCCCCCUUGCAUUAUUAACUCGUGUCGUGGUUGUGGGAGCUGGAGAACUGUCCCAGUGCCAGUGUGGCCACAGGCUACCCUGUUAGUGCAGGGACCAGGACCUGCUCUGAAGGUGCUGCUCCCCCGGCAGACGGUUUGGGGGAG